GGACUGCCGCAGCCUUCUUUGAUUGAGAGUUGCCAUUCGCGCACAGUCACAAUCGCACUUUUUCGGACACUGAAAAAAUUCAGAUGAAAUCGUUCUUGACUGAACUAUUGCUUUUUUGAGCUCGAAGCCGAUAAAGAAAGCAAAUGGCACCCAGUCGUCAGUGGAAUGGGAAUGUGGACGGUAAGGGAAUCAUAUCAUUGCCAAUGUCUAAUAUGUGAUUGACCAACAUUCACUAGUGACAGAAGGAGUAGGCGAGUGGAAUUCUGAAUUUUGGCUCGAAUCUAUACAACAGCUGUCAAACGAUAACGCCUUGAAGUCGAUAUUUUGGGGUGAACCUUCUAAAAAACCAUCGCCCUCUUUGCAGAAACAAAAGCUUCCGACUGCAAUUCCGAUGGAUACGACGACGACCAAUCGACCAGUGGACCGAGGCACAGACAAGGUUGGGCUGAAUGAUAAAGAGACGUCCAACGCAGCCUCCGUAUUCAGCCCUCCGAAACUGGCAAAGGAUGAGGAAAAGUCAAAACGAAAGGAAACCUCUCCGAAAAAGGUUGCAUCCAAGUUUUCUGAUAUUGAUAAGACACUUCGUGUUAUUGACAGAGCUCUUCGUAAAACAAAGGAAAUGCAGAGAGAUAUGUUGGAACAGGCCGAGGCCCUGAAAGAUAGACGUAAAACAAUGGUCACUUCUGCACGAAAGCAGAGAGGCAAGAAAGGUUCCGAAAUCAACCGUAUAAACGAUUCGCGGAAUAGAAAGCUGACGAAUAACAAAAUGAAAAACGUACAAACAGUUGAUCUUCCCGCGCAAAAAGAACCUGAAAAGAAGCAAGACCAGCAAAUGCAAGCGUUCAAAAAAAAUCACGACACCGAUAUGGAAGGCACGGUGGAUUCUGCCAGUGAAAGUAAACAUCUGAACGACGACCUAGAACAAGCUCCGGAAGAUCCUGCAAUGAAUAAAACCGAUCAAAAUCCCGAGGUACCUCCAGUAGAAGAAGAGGUAGAUGAGGCUACAGCGGAGAAGCACACAGAAGUGGCCGAUGCAACUGAAUCCGAUGGAGUUAUGGAAGCUGUUCAUCCCGAAACAAUUGAUCAAGAUGUCAAGACGGAGGAAAUUUUGGACAACAUUGCGCAAGACGUCACCACCGAAAGUGCCGAUCCAGAGGAAACCGUAGAUCAGAAGACGCAGGACACCGGUAUCGGCGGGGCCGGUAUUACUGAAGCGGUCGAUCCCUCGAAAGUGGAGCAAUCCAGCGAACAUACGAACUCCGAACAUGCAGAGACAAAACCGAAGAUUGAGCAUACCAAAGUGGAUGGAAUGGUUGAAAACGAGGAGAAAGAAGAAGAAGAAGAAGAAAAAUAUACCCAAACAAAUGUACCACUUCAGGACGAUUUAUCGGAAACUGACGAUGCGAAUCAUCAUGUGCAGCUGGCCGAUUCGGAAAUUGAACAGAUCGCCAAGGACAGCCUUAUCCACGACAAGAAGGAUGAAUGUAGCAAGGCCCACGACGAUGCUCUUCAAAUUUUGGAUGAGAAUGAAAAAGCCGACAACGAGGGGACAGCUGUAGCCGAUAAACACGUGUAUGACGAGGAUGAGGAUGACGACGAAAGCGACCAAGAUGGAGACGACAACGAGAAACACGGCAUCGAGGAAGAUAAUAACGAAGCAGACGAUGAUGAUGACAAUGACGAGGAUGAGGACGAGGACGAAGAUGAAGAUGAUGAAGAGUCCGAGUCCGAGUAUGAAGAUGGUGACGAUGAGGAUGGUGAUGAUGACGGUGGGGAACAAAUCACCAUCAGUCUGGCUUCCUUGCUGAAUCCUCAAAAGCCUUUGUUCAAAACCCACGUUGUUCGUUGCACGCUGACGGAUCUGGUGCUGGGGGAAAGGAGUGCAACCAUCCGAAACGCAUUGGAUAGCUUACGAAGUCGAUCUUCUGAUACACCACAACCACACCCAUCUAGCACAGACAGACGUUCCAGCCUAAAUGUAAACGCAAGUUCAUUUUCUUAUCAUCUAUCCAACCCUCAAGACACUGAAUCGCAGUUACCCGGCAGCAGCCCAUCCAAAUCAAGUAAUGCGCAGCACGAUUCAGAUUCAAUACACGCGCCUCAGCAUGAUGACGGAGUAGAAGACGAUGAUCACACAUUCUCUCACUUAAACGACAAGUCGCUGGUGUCCGAAUUUAGCUUAGCCACAAUCACGGCAGACAAUGCCUUCGUACCCGCAUCGGUGGUCUCCGAAGAAGGCGCAGGAUCUCAAUGGCUGUCAAGUACCUUCAAUUACCCACCGAGUUUUAACUCGAGUUAUGCGGCAUCACAGGAAACGUACGCCGCCCAUCAUAGUGCGUCAUUCGCCGCCGAUGCCACACAUAAUCUCGAUGAUUUAGCACCCAAAGACUAUGCGGGACGCCAACGGAUAUCAUCUACGGCAAGUUCUGCAAACAGCUUCAACGUGCUUGCUCCAGAAUUUCAACUGGCCCCUUGUCCAUCCAAAAUGAAUGUCGAUGCCAAACCAUUCGACAUCUCAGCCUAUGAUUUCUCACCCGAGGAAUACAUUGACGAUUCAGUGGUUGCUUAUUUGAAGCAAGUGUAAAAAGAAAAAUUAGUUAGAUUUGUCAUCAGUUUUUACCGUAUCCAAUCAUUUUACCAUAUGCCACACGUCAUGCACAUGACCAAGAGGCGCAAUUACCGUGGCUAUAAAGUUGAAAAUAUCAGGGGUGUAGCUGGCUGCAUCUAAGG
This is a messenger RNA of Radiomyces spectabilis, 2730 nucleotides long. RefSeq lists its product as uncharacterized. The record is from RefSeq and is a predicted model, not a curated record. The transcript has a single exon. Lineage: Eukaryota; Fungi; Mucoromycota; Mucoromycetes; Mucorales; Radiomycetaceae. Bases 392 to 2584 code for a protein of 730 amino acids.